GGAAGCGGUGCGGCGGACGGCGGUGGGCGCCCGGCUUGCCGCGGCGGCGCUAUGCCUCGUCGCCUUCUCCGUCCUGGCUGCCGAUAGAGACAAGGGUUGGGCUCUCGACUCCUACAACCGCUACAAGCAAUUCCGGUAUUGCGUCUCCGUGAACGUGAUCGGGUUCGUGUACUCAGGAUUUCAGGUGUAUGCACAGGCCCACUACAUGAUGACGGAGAAGCACAUUAUACGUCGUCCCAUGGGAGACUACUUGGACUUCGCUAUGGAUCAGAUAUUGGCUUAUCUCUUAAUUUCAUCGUCAUCUUCGGCCACUGCUCGCACUGGAGACUGGGUGUCCAACUGGGGAAGAGAUCCCUUUCCCGACAUGGCUACUGGUUCUGUAGCUGUAUCGUUCCUGGCUUUCCUUGCUUUCGCCCUCAGUGCUCUCAUCUCUGCAUAUUAUCUCUUCCGCCCAAGCCUGUAACCUUCUCUGGGGAGCACUAAACUGACGCACAAGUUGUAAUGCUACGUAGUUGUGCCUUUCUGCUUAGGAUUGUGACAGAGUGAGUGCUAAAAAUUGUGUGGCUUGUCCAGAAUGACUGAUCUCUGUGCUUUUCUGGAGCUCAUUUAACUACUUUCAUGGACAAUCUGAAAGUUAGUCUCUGUAUAAUAUAUGAUCGACCAGAGCUCAGUUCCUAAAACUGUAUCACAUAUAUAUGGGCAGAUAUCUCUGUUAAA
Molecule: messenger RNA, 717 nt
Organism: Musa acuminata subsp. malaccensis (wild Malaysian banana)
Lineage: Eukaryota; Viridiplantae; Streptophyta; Magnoliopsida; Zingiberales; Musaceae
Source: RefSeq, a predicted model, not a curated record